Molecule: messenger RNA, 2213 nt
Organism: Acaulospora colombiana
Lineage: Eukaryota; Fungi; Glomeromycota; Glomeromycetes; Diversisporales; Acaulosporaceae
Source: the annotation of a GenBank genome assembly
AACACCUUGAAGAUUAUUCAAGACAUUCAUAUUAAAUGGGAUUUUCUCAGUAAUCGUCCAUUCCCUCCUGUCCCUGCUGAUAUGAAUGUUGGUAACUUUGCCCUGUUCGAGUUUUCGGUAGUUGCUAGAGUCAAUAUAUUUCCUUGUCAUGCCGCUAGAUUAUUGUCGUUUGACGAUAGGCAGAGGGAUGAGGAGUUUAUAGUCCACCAUAAUAUAUAUUCCUCAACAUAUAAGGAAGAUUCGGGUUUAGCGCCGAUCACACGGUUUCCUGGCCGGUCUCCGCUUCAAGCCAAGACAUUACCUGUUGGACUCGACGACCCUGACACUAUGUCUACGACGCAGGAGAUCCUGCCAGGAGAUACAUUGAAGCGUAUCACAGAAGAAAACAAAUACAUGGACGAGUUUGUAGAUUGGAUGAAGCGACGGCAAUACGCGACUGUGGAUUUUGAACGCGACAGUCUGGAGGAGCUGAAGGCGCUCAAGGUGUCGACCAAUCCUCAAUGGUCCCAAUCUGGCGUAUCACCCUUAGUUUCUCCCAUGCUCAAUCUUCUCACUCGAGAGAUCGGAGAGCGUCAAGCGACGUGCGAAACCAUGAGUAUCUACCUAGAGGAGCCGAGUAAUAUCAACUCUCCCAAAGAGGUCGACAAAUCAAUGAUCGGGAAAUACGACGACCUCAUUGCGACCUGCAAGACGCACGAAAUGUGUCGAGAAGAAGCGAGCUCUAUAAAGGCAGUUAAAGAUAUGCAGCGGUGGCACCAACAAGAUCCUCCCAAAGGAACCCGCGGCAAAUGGAUACACUUUAUGAACGAUGAUGACUUGAAUCGCUUUGUGCUGCCAGUAACUGAGCGUAAUUAUCGAGAGAGCGUCGUGCGACAGCAAGAAGAGCGCUUGGACUCUCACCAAUCCCGCAGCGAAGAAAUCAGAACACGGAUAGCCCGUAUGGUCACAGAACACAGCCGUCUUCUAACGGCGGUGGUUGGACAUCUCGAAGCAGCGAAGAACAGUGUUCACGAGUUCUCACCGAGCUCCUUUAUCUCUCAUGCUCAUGACCGGCGCGAGUCCGAAUCUGAGCAUGAGUACAUGAAUAAAGCCGUUUAUGUCGACUUUUCGAAUGGUAAAACGCAACCUUAUAUCAUCUUUGGGACCGUGUCGCAAACACUGACCGAAGUGAGGCGUGCAAUGAAGAUAUUGCAGGAAGGAAAGGAUUCGUUCAGUCUGGGUCACACGAGACCGACCAAAGAUAAGGCCCUUGAUUUGGAGCAGUCUUUAGCGACACAACCAAGCCCUCAACUAAAACGGCUCUCACAAGACGACAUACGACUACUAUGUUCUUUCGAAUUGCUCAGUAACCCACCACUGAUUCCAAUACUCGAUGAGGAGGUGAAACGCUAUGGGAGACACAACUUGAUCUUCACCUCCAAUAGUGUCAACACCUUCAAUGGUAGUACAGCAAAAUAUACAGCACACCUCAACGCAUAUUCGUUGUGCAUAUGCAGCGUUUGUUGCUUUACGCCCACGAGGCUUUGGUCCUUCUCUGCUCUGCUAAGCCACUUGGAAACCCAUCAACUCCAACGCAAUGUCUACGACACAAGAGAUUCUUCCAGGAGACACCUUAAAACGUAUUGUUCAAGAGCACCAAUAUAUGGGCGAAUUUGUGGACUGGAUGAAGCGACGGUGACUAUGUUUGUGUGGGGAGUUGUGUACGUGAUUAUCGAAGAAUUAAAGGCGUUCAGGAGGUUAGUAUCACAUUCUCCAUAUCCAUACAUUUUCCAACCGCGACUAACGACUGAUGGAGAGGUCGAAGAGCGCCAAAUGUCAUGCAACGCCAUGAAUACAUACCUGGAACUGAUUAAUAUCAAAUCUCCUGACAGUAACGAAGAGUAUGACGACCUUAUUGCUGCUUCCAAGACGCACGAAGGCUGUAGAGAGGAAGCGAGCUCGGCCAAAGCCGUGAAGUAUAUGCAAUAUUGGCAUAAACAAAUCCCCAAUGGAAUGAAGUUCAAAUAUUUAUGGUCGAUGAACGACGAGGAUUUAAAUUGUUUUGUACUGCCGCUAGCUGAACGAAAUUACCGAGAAAGCAUCGUGCGACAGCAACCACUGGCUCGUGCGAUCAAUACAUGGCAUCAGUCUCAAUUGCCGGAACUCUUAGAUUCUCACCAAUCGCACAGUGAAGAGAUCAAAACACUAGUAGCUAGUCUGGUCACCGAACACAG